Molecule: messenger RNA, 1008 nt
Organism: Recurvomyces mirabilis
Lineage: Eukaryota; Fungi; Ascomycota; Dothideomycetes; Mycosphaerellales; Teratosphaeriaceae
Exons: 4
Coding region: 1-1008 (335 amino acids)
Cellular component (GO): cytoplasm
Molecular function (GO): glutathione transferase activity
Source: RefSeq, a predicted model, not a curated record
AUGACCUCCAACGCUGCGAGUGAGAUAUCCAAUCCGGACAACAAAAAGACUCCUCACGACUAUGCUGACAAAGAUGGCCACUUUCGAAGGCCAGACUCCAAGUUCCGUAGCUGGAUCAGCUCAGAGCCAGGCGUCGAGUUCCCAGCGGAGAAGGAUCGAUAUGUGCUCUACAUCAAUUACGGCUGUCCAUGGGCUCACCGCGCUAAUAUCGUCUACCACUUGAAAGGUUUACAGGACAUCGUUCAGCUGGUAGUCAUGGAUCACCACAUGGGCCCUGAAGGAUGGGUCUUCACUCCCGGCAAGCAAGGCCAGCACGAUAAGGAUCCGCUGUAUGGUUUUACCAAGAUCAAGGAUCUCUACAUGAAGGCUAAUCCCGAGUACACUGGUCGAUAUACGGUUCCUACUCUGUGGGAUAAGCAAAUCGAGACCGUAGUCAACAAUGAGAGCUCGGAGGUGAUUCGUAUGUUCUACUCUGCUUUCGAGGAGCUCUUGCCGGAGAAGCUGCGGGAGACGAACAGGCCUGGCGGCGGUCUGCUGCCAUCAAAUUUCAAGGAGGAGAUUGAGCAGCAGAAUGAAUGGGUCUAUAAUCAGAUCAACAAUGGCGUAUAUAAGACAGGCUUUGCCUCCACACAAGAAGCAUACGAGCAGAACGUCAAGACAGUCUUUCACGCACUGGAUCGCAUGGAGGACGUACUCACUAAGAGCGAAGGGCCUUUUGUCUUCGGCAAGCAUCUGACGGAAGCAGAUAUUCGGCUCUACACAACAAUCGUACGCUUCGAUGUGGGCUACCAUACAAUGUUCAGGUGCAACCUCAAGAUGAUUCGACAUGAUUACCCGAACCUUCAGAAAUGGCUGUUGCACUUGUACUACGAUCUCAGUCCAGAGGAGACGAGGAAUGCCUUCGCUCCCACAACACAUUUCGAUGCGAUCAUGGAAGGCUAUGCCGCCGCGAGCAAGUCCAAGAUCGUGCCACUGGGACCACUGCCAUUGAUGAUGCCGAAACCAUAA